AACUUCCACGAUCUGCCUCGAACUUGUGCCUCUUUCCUCCACUCCGCCUCGUAUUGCGAGUCCAGCACCACCUGACGACCGCAUCUGCGAGCAGGCGCGUUUGGCCCGACACUCGUUCACUACCAACUUCAUCGCAUCGUUGACCUGCAGCACACUGCAGACUCGACUUGCACGCACGCAAGUUUUUCGCACGGGAGGAUCGGAAGCUGUGGGUUGCACGCCCGCCCGCCGCCAAUCAGCGCAGCCAAUCGAGGAGACGCAUUGGCAGCCUCCAACGCGCGUUCGUUCACACAGCAACAGCACCACCUUCCCUCCGCACUCUCUCACAACACCGACCGCCGCAGCGCCUGGCUGUGUUUGUUACCAUCAGUUUGUUUUAGCAUCGGCGGGCCCUGCUCUCACUGCUCCUGCCCUGCCCGGGGUCCUGUCGCCUGGAACCCGCCAACGUUCGCUUGCUCUGCACCAGCAGCAGCGCCAACAACACCACACCCGCUCGCUCGACCAUCAGGCCUCCACCGUCCGCGCGGGGACAGCAGCACCGACUCCGCUGUCCGGCUCUCUCGCACUGCAUCUCCCAUGCUGCACGUUUGAACGUAAUAUCUAAUUCCGCAUUCUCCGCCCAUCAUGGCGCACCCUCAACAGCAGGGCGGCUACGAUGAUGGCUACGGUGCCCAACACCCACAUGAUGCUCAUGGGGCGCAAGAUGGUUACUACCACGAUGACCAGGCAUACUACGACCAGCAGGGUGGCUAUGGUCAGGGACACGAUGGAUACUAUGAUGACAAUGGCUACUACCAGGGCGGCCACGACGGCUACGGCCAGGACGGCUAUUACGAUGCCCCAGGUCAGCAAGGCUAUCAAGAUGAGUACUACAACGAUCAGUACUACGACCAAGGAGCUCCCGCUGCAGGCCAGUACCAGCAACAAGGUCGUGGAUACGGCGGUCAGCGUAGGAGCGGCCGACGCGGUCACGACUCCGAGGAGGAUUCCGAGACUUUCAGCGACUUCACCAUGAGGUCAGACAUGGCUCGCGCCGCAGAGAUGGACUACUACGGACGCGGCGAUGAGAGAAUCAACUCGUACGGCGAUGGAACCGGCCGAGGAUACCGACCGCCAUCAUCGCAGGUCUCCUAUGGUGGCAACCGAUCCUCUGGCGCCUCCACCCCGGUUUACGGCAUGGACUACACCAGUGCCUUGCCAGCUGGCCAACGGUCUAGAGAGCCAUACCCAGCCUGGACGUCAGAUGCUCAGAUUCCGCUCUCCAAGGAGGAGAUUGAAGACAUUUUCCUGGAUCUGACAGCCAAAUUUGGUUUCCAACGCGACAGUAUGCGCAACAUGUUCGAUCAUUUCAUGACUCUUCUCGACUCCCGCGCUUCUCGUAUGUCGCCUAAUCAAGCGCUCCUUUCCCUUCACGCAGACUACAUUGGUGGCGAGAAUGCCAAUUUCAGAAGAUGGUACUUUGCCGCACAUCUCGAUCUCGACGAUGCUGUCGGAUUCGCCAACAUGAAGCUCGGAAAAGCCAACAGAGCGACGAGAAAGGCGCGAAAGGCGGCCAAGAAGAAGAAGCAAGAGACGAGUCCUGAGAAUGAAGAAGCGACUCUCGAGAGUCUCGAGGGAGAUAACAGCUUGGAAGCUGCUGAAUACCGCUGGAAGACCCGCAUGAACCGCAUGUCCCAGCACGACCGAACUCGACAGAUUGCCUUGUACCUGCUGUGUUGGGGAGAAGCCAACCAGGUGCGCUACAUGCCUGAGAUCAUGGCAUUCAUUUUCAAGUGCGCAGAUGACUUCUACCACUCUCCAGCAUGCCAAAACCGCGUCGAGCCAGUCGAGGAGUUCACCUACCUCAACAGAUGCAUUACACCUCUGUACAACUACUGCAGAGACCAAGGCUACGAAAUCUUCGACGGCAAGUAUGUCCGCAAAGAGCGUGAUCACCAGAAGGUCAUCGGAUACGAUGACAUGAACCAGCUUUUCUGGUACCCCGAAGGAAUCGAGCGCAUCGUCUUUGAGGAUAAGACCCGACUGGUCGACCUGCCACCCGCUGAGAGAUACGAACGCCUUGGAGACGUGAUUUGGAAGAAGGCCUUCUUCAAGACAUACAAAGAGACUCGGUCGUGGUUCCACAUGUUGACGAACUUCAAUCGUAUUUGGGUCAUCCACGUCUGUAUCUUCUGGUUCUACACUGCCUUCAACUCGCCAACUUUGUACACCGCAAACUACCAGCAACAGCUCAACAACAAGCCAAACGCUGCUGCUCAGUGGUCCGCCGUCGCUUUGGGAGGCACUCUCGCUUGCCUGAUCCAAAUCUUCGCCACUCUGGUUGAAUGGAUGUACGUGCCACGCCGAUGGGCUGGCGCACAACACUUGACGAAGCGUUUGUUCUUCCUCCUCGGCAUGUUCGCGCUCAACGUCGCUCCCUCGGUCUACAUUUUCAUCGUCUCGCAGAAGGGUAAGAUCGCACUCAUCCUGGGUGUCGUUCAGUUCCUAAUUGCUCUGGCCACGGUCUUCUUCUUCGCCAUCAUGCCGCUUGGAGGACUUUUCGGCAGCUACCUGAACGGCAAGCGACGACAAUAUGUGUCUUCGCAGACAUUCACGGCGAGCUACCCGCGCCUGACAGGAAACGACAUGUGGAUGUCUUACGGCAUGUGGGUUCUGGUCUUUGCUGCGAAGCUUGCCGAAUCCUACUUCUUCUUGACCCUCUCGUUCCGUGAUCCUAUCCGUAUCCUGUCUACGAUGAAGAUCGAGAACUGUCUCGGAGACAAGUUGAUUGGUACCAUCCUGUGUUACCAUCAGCCGACUGUCCUCCUGAUCCUGAUGUACUUCACGGAUCUGAUUCUGUUCUUCUUGGAUACAUAUCUCUGGUAUGUCAUCUGGAACUGCGUCUUUUCGGUCGCACGGUCUUUCUACCUUGGUGUGUCUAUCUGGACACCGUGGAGAAAUAUCUUCUCUCGUCUGCCGAAGCGAAUUUACUCCAAGGUAUUAGCCACCACCGACAUGGAAAUCAAAUACAAGCCAAAGGUCCUCAUCUCGCAGAUCUGGAACGCCAUUGUCAUUUCCAUGUACCGUGAGCAUUUGCUUGCUAUCGAUCACGUACAGAAACUGCUCUACCAUCAAGUGCCAUCGGAGCAGGAGGGCAAGCGCACGCUUCGUGCACCAACCUUCUUCGUUUCCCAGGAAGAUCAUUCCUUCAAGACUGAGUUCUUCCCAGCCCAAUCCGAGGCGGAGCGACGCAUCUCUUUCUUCGCCCAGUCCCUCUCGACACCAAUUCCGGAGCCGCUGCCUGUUGAUAACAUGCCAACCUUUACGGUCAUGAUUCCCCAUUACGGCGAGAAGAUUCUCUUGUCUCUGCGUGAGAUCAUCCGCGAAGAUGAGCCAUACUCGCGUGUUACCAUGUUGGAGUACUUGAAGCAGCUGCACCCUCACGAGUGGGAUUGUUUCGUCAAGGACACGAAGAUCCUCGCCGAUGAGACUUCGCAGUUCAACGGCGACUACGAGAAGAACGAGAAGGACACCCAGAAGAGCAAGAUCGACGACUUGCCCUUCUACUGCAUUGGUUUCAAGUCUGCCGCGCCAGAAUACACCCUGCGCACUCGUAUUUGGGCAUCACUGCGUUCGCAAACUCUCUACCGUACCAUCUCGGGUUUCAUGAACUACAGCCGAGCCAUCAAGCUGUUGUACCGUGUCGAGAACCCGGAAGUCGUCCAGAUGUUCGGUGGCAAUUCCGACAAGCUCGAGCGCGAACUCGAGCGCAUGGCGCGCCGCAAGUUCAAGAUUGUCGUCUCCAUGCAGCGUUACGCCAAAUUCUCGAAGGAGGAGCGUGAAAACGCAGAAUUCCUGCUCCGUGCAUACCCAGAUCUUCAGAUUGCUUAUCUCGACGAGGAGCCGGCGACGGAAGAGGGUGAGGAUCCAAAGCUUUACUCCGCCCUCAUCGAUGGUCACUCCGAGCUCAUGGACAAUGGCAUGCGUCGACCAAAAUUCCGCAUUAUGUUGUCUGGUAACCCAAUUCUUGGUGACGGAAAAUCCGACAACCAGAACCACUGCCUCAUCUUCUACCGCGGAGAGUACAUCCAGCUUAUCGAUGCCAACCAGGACAACUACUUGGAAGAGUGCUUGAAGAUUCGAUCCGUGCUCGCUGAAUUCGAGGAAAUGACCACUGAUAAUGUCUCGCCAUACACACCUGGACUUCCACCUACCAAGUUCAACCCUGUUGCUAUUCUCGGAGCCCGCGAGUACAUCUUCUCUGAGAACAUCGGUAUUCUCGGUGACGUUGCUGCCGGAAAAGAACAGACCUUUGGUACCCUCUUCGCUCGUACUCUGGCCCAAAUCGGUGGAAAGCUCCACUAUGGUCACCCCGAUUUCCUCAACGGUAUCUUCAUGACAACUCGUGGCGGUGUUUCCAAGGCUCAAAAGGGUCUGCACCUGAACGAGGAUAUUUAUGCUGGUAUGAACGCAAUCCUCCGUGGUGGACGUAUCAAGCACUGCGAAUACUACCAGUGUGGCAAGGGUCGUGAUCUUGGAUUUGGCUCCAUUCUCAACUUCACAACCAAGAUCGGUACUGGUAUGGGAGAGCAAAUGUUGUCUCGCGAGUACUACUACCUCGGAACUCAACUGCCUCUGGACCGCUUCCUGUCGUUCUACUACGCUCACCCUGGCUUCCACAUCAACAACCUGUUCGUCAUGUUGUCGGUGCAGCUGUUCAUGUGGGUUCUGCUCAACCUCGGUGCCCUUCGCCACGAGACAAUCUCCUGCCGAUACAACCGCGACGUUCCCAUCACCGAUCCGCUCUUCCCAACUGGCUGCGCUAAUAUCGUCCCUAUUAUGGACUGGGUACAGCGUUGCAUUGUCUCCAUCUUCAUCGUUUUCUUCAUCUCCUUCGUGCCUCUCACGAUUCAGGAGUUGACCGAGCGUGGAUUCUGGCGCGCAGCGACCCGUCUGGCCAAGCACUUCUCAUCUCUGUCACCACUCUUCGAGGUGUUUGUGACUCAGAUCUACGCCUACUCGCUCCAGCAGGAUCUGUCCUUCGGUGGUGCCCGCUACAUUGGUACUGGACGUGGUUUCGCAACUGCCCGCAUGCCAUUUGGUGUACUCUACUCUCGAUUCGCCGGACCAUCCAUCUACUUGGGCGCUCGUCUUCUGUUGAUGCUGCUCUUCGGUACACUGACGGUCUGGGGCUACUGGCUGCUCUGGUUCUGGGUGUCUAUCUUGGCACUCUGCAUUUGCCCCUUCCUCUUCAACCCACACCAGUUCGCCUGGGCAGAUUUCUUCAUCGACUACCGCGAGUUCCUCCGCUGGCUCUCCCGGGGCAACACAAAGGCGCACUCUGCUUCCUGGAUUGGCUUCGUUCGUCUUUCACGUACCAGGCUCACUGGUUUCAAGCGAAAGGCCCUCGGCGAGCCUUCAGCAAAACUUUCUGGCGACACGCCUCGUUCCAAGUUCACCAAUGUGUUCUUUAGUGAGAUCAUCGGUCCGCUUGUUUUCGUUGCCGUCACACUCAUCCCAUAUCUGUUCAUCAACGCCGGUGUCGGAGUCAUCGAUGAGAACAACCAGGAUGGACAGGAUCUGACGCCAACAAGCUCGCUCAUCCGUGUUGGUAUCUGCGCCUUCGGCCCCAUCGGUGUCAAUGCUGGUGUUGCCAUCGGAUUCUUCGGCAUGGCAUGCUGUAUGGGCCCGGUGCUCAGCAUGUGCUGCAAGAAGUUCGGAGCAGUCCUGGCAGCAAUCGCUCACGCCAUUGCCGUCAUUAUGCUGUUGGCAUUCUGGGAAGUCAUGUUCUUCCUCGAGAGCUGGAGUUUCGCCAAGGCUCUCAUCGGCAUGAUCGCAGUCGUUGCCAUUCAGCGCUUCGUGUUCAAGCUCAUCAUCUGCCUCGCACUGACGAGAGAAUUCCGCGCCGAUACGUCCAACAUAGCAUGGUGGACCGGAAAGUGGUACGCUCUUGGAUGGCAUACCAUCUCGCAGCCCGGCCGUGAGUUCCUGUGUAAGAUCACCGAGAUGGGUUUCUUCGCAGCGGACUUCUGCUUGGGACACGUCCUGCUUUUCUUCAUGUUGCCACCGCUCUUGAUCCCGUACGUGGACAAGUUCCACUCGGUCAUGCUGUUCUGGCUACGACCUAGUCGCCAAAUCCGCCCGCCGAUCUACUCGCUCAAGCAAUCGAAGCUCCGACGAAGACGUGUGAUCCGAUACGCGAUUCUCUACUUCUCGAUGUUCGUAUUGUUCCUGGUCCUGGUUGUCGGUCCAAUCAUCGUCAAGAAGUUCAUGGACAUUCCCAAGAUCCACGUCAUGAACCUCCAACAGCCAAACGACUGGAACAACAACGACACCUCCGCUUCUGAGACCGGUACAGCCGUCAAUGGAGGUGCGGAGGCGACUGCGUCAUCAGAUGCAUCCAGACUCAUGGCGAGGAUGAUGCAGCACGCCUAUCAGCAGAUGUAGGCGCAUCUACAAAUCCGCCUUUACGACAACGGCCGAAUAGAAACACUACGACUCUCAGAUUGCAUGUCACAUAUACACAUCUGCUUGCCCUACUCGAUUCGCGAUUUCGCGGUCGGGUCGUUCCAUGUACCAUCACCGUCACUCGGAGUCCAAGGGCGCUCCACAUCACAUCAGAUCAUCACCAACCGGCGCGUUGGGCCUGAGAGGAUGGAAUAGUGCCGCGUAAUGAUUGAAAAAUAAGUAACUGGUGUAAUUCACAUUAUACAUUGAGUUGGGAAGGGCACGGCAGGGCAUCUGGGAAAGGCGUUCAAAGUUAUAUGAUAUGUGCAUUCGUCACUGCGCUCUUCAUUGUUUGCUCGCACAUGGGCUGUUCCAACGUGGUAUUGGGUAGGAACAGCAAUGUUGUAGCAGACAACGUUUGUUGAUAGACAGAAAUCAAAAACAUCUGUACGCAACGA
Molecule: messenger RNA, 6884 nt
Organism: Cercospora beticola
Lineage: Eukaryota; Fungi; Ascomycota; Dothideomycetes; Mycosphaerellales; Mycosphaerellaceae
Biological process (GO): fungal-type cell wall polysaccharide biosynthetic process; (1->3)-beta-D-glucan biosynthetic process
Cellular component (GO): plasma membrane; 1,3-beta-D-glucan synthase complex
Molecular function (GO): 1,3-beta-D-glucan synthase activity
Source: RefSeq, a predicted model, not a curated record